Molecule: messenger RNA, 1563 nt
Organism: Peronospora matthiolae
Lineage: Eukaryota; Oomycota; Peronosporomycetes; Peronosporales; Peronosporaceae
Source: the annotation of a GenBank genome assembly
AUGGCGUCGUUUUGCGCACUGCCGUUGCCUACAGAUGACGCGCCUCUCACGCGGCGUCUGUCUCAAGUGAUACAGACGUUCGAGAGCCACUUCGGCGUGCCUCCUACCGGCGUCGUACGCGCUCCUGGACGCGUGAACCUCAUUGGCGAGCACGUGGACUAUGAGGGCUACGGGGUGCUGCCCAUGGCGAUUGAGCAGAGCGUCUACGUGGCCUUCAAUACCGCUCAACCCAGCGGAAAUGCGGCAGUCGGGACGUUCUUUUUAUGUGUCCAGAAUGCCCAGCCACGAUUCCAAGCUGUUGCGCUGUCUCCACAGGAGGGAAACAUACAGGAGUGCAUGCGCACACUCGCGCAUCAAGGCGCUAGCUGGGCCAAGUACGUGCUGUGCGGAGUCCAAGGCGUCCGAGAAGCUUCCCCUGAUCGCUUUGCUCGGAGCGACAGGACGGAGCUGCAGCUGCUGGUGGACGGAGACGUGCCUGCUGGCUGCGGUCUGUCCAGCUCCAGCGCUUUGGUCGUCGCUGCUGCUCUCGCUACAGCUGCAGCUCUACAGCGAUCGGGACAGGAGCUACCGACUCGACUGGAGCUGGCGGAGCUCUGUCGACGAGCAGAACUGCACGUGGGAACGAUGGGAGGAGGGAUGGACCAAGCCGUGGCGUGUCUCGCGCAGCAAGGAGUGGCUCUGUAUCUCGAGUUCUCCAGUGGCUCGGCAACAAGUCAGUUCGUGCAGGUGCCGAGUGCUGCGCACAGAGUGACGUUCGUGGUCGCGAAUUCGCUCGUCGUGGCGGAGAAAGCUGUUGAUGCCGACACUCACUUUAACAAGCGCGUUAUUGAGUGUGCUCUUGCUGCAAAACUGAUUGCGAAGAAGGCCGGCCUCGAUGCUUGGCGAACGAUCACGCGUCUUGUGGAUGUCCAAGUUGCACUUAGCGGUACCCAACAGUGCGUGCAAUUUGACGCUUUACAAGAGCUGGCGUCAGCUCCUUGUCCACUAAUGGAGUACUCGAUCUCUGAACUGGAAGAAGAGUUUGGCGAGCAGAUCGUGGAUCUGUUUGUUGGUUCGGAACUAGAAACAACCACUAAGGCAGUAGUAGCUUCGGCGUCGACAUUCAAGCUGCAGCAGAGAGCUCUGCAUGUGUGGGGUGAGGCCGAACGUGUCGAGCUGUUUCGGGCGAUAUGUGCUUCCUUGACGAGUGAAAAAGAGACCAUGGUGUCGUAUCAAGAGACCGUGCAGGCGCCAAACUUUCGGGCGCGAUUGGAAAGUCUCGGAAAAGUCAUGACUGCGAGCCAUUCCAGCUGUCGGACGUUGUGCGAGUGCAGCUGCCCGGAACUCGAUGCCCUCGUUGAUGCUGCUUUGGCCGCCGGGGCGUUAGGAGCCCGCCUGACUGGAGCUGGGUGGGGAGGCUGUAUUGUUGCGCUCGUCUAUAAAGACAGCGUGUCCGAUUUUAUCAAUGAGGUGCAGUCGAUCUACUACAGCGGGCGCAGAGGAACGCCAGCUGAUGAAUCGACUACCAUUUUUGAGACGGCUCCCGCACGUGGUGCAGAUAUUUUCAACGUGAAGUCCGGCUAA